Messenger RNA from Agrilus planipennis (emerald ash borer), 1608 nucleotides. Its product is annotated as facilitated trehalose transporter Tret1-like. The record is from RefSeq and is a predicted model, not a curated record. Gene Ontology annotation, molecular function: transmembrane transporter activity. Gene Ontology annotation, cellular component: membrane. Gene Ontology annotation, biological process: transmembrane transport. NCBI's taxonomy places the organism in Eukaryota, Metazoa, Arthropoda, Insecta, Coleoptera, Buprestidae. The coding region runs from base 51 to 1526 and encodes 491 amino acids. The transcript has 9 exons.
CUUUAUGCUUCUUUGUUAACAAGUGUAGAAAAUUUUUUCAAAACAACCAAAUGGUCUCUAACGGCUAUCAUAUAGUUGCUGGUGAAAAUGGAGAAGAUGUAAAUGAAGAAACAGUAAACAUAUAUGAAGCAAAAUCAUACAGAGUUGUUUUACCCCAGCUUUACUCGGUUUGUGUAGCGUCAUCGUUUAAUUUGUUAACAGGAAUGAUUUUAUCAUUUUCGGGUAUUGUGAUCCCGGAACUUGAAAAACCCGAUGCCCAAAUUCAUGCGUCAAUAGACGAAACAUCUUGGAUAGCCAGUGCUACAUCGUUAUCGAUGGCGUUUGGCUCUAUUUUUAGUGGAUUUAUGGUAGAUCAUUUUGGAAGACUAGAAACCAUAAGAUUAUCGGCCUUACCUUCAAUUUUAGGAUGGCUUCUAAUUGCAUUGGCACAAAACACUGCCAUGGUGAUUUGUGGCAGAAUAUUUACAGGAUUAGGGGCCAUAACCGCAUUAAACGCAAGUGGUCCUUUUGUUUGUGAAAUAACUUGGCCACAAUUUAGGGGAAGCUUUCUGGCUUCAAUAUGCCUCGCUUCUUCCUUAGGAGUAGAGCUGAUAUAUUUAGGGGGAUAUUUCUUUAGUUGGAAAACAAUAGCCUGGUUGUGUUUUUGUUACGCUAUUCUAUUAUUCAUUGUAACUUAUUUCGUUCAAGAGAGUCCGAGUUGGCUGAUAAAAAGGGGAAGACUUGAAAUAGCCCGGAAAUCACUACAUUGGUAUACAAAAUAUCAAAAUUUGGACGAUGGAGAAAAGAACACUGCCGAGAUGCACUUAAAACACUUAACGAAACAAUUUCACAGAAUAAAUAAAAAAAUACAAAGUAAGAACCCAACGAAUUUAAACGUUCUAAAACGUUUUACGAAGCCCGGGACGUAUAAACCAGUACUAACUCUAAUCGGACUGUGUGCGAUACAACAAUUUUCUGGAAUUUAUGUUAUCACUGCAUACGCCGUAACUUUCUUUGAAAAUAUUGGAAGUAACAUUAGCCCAAUUAUAUGCUCAAACAUAGUUACGGGGUUACCAGUUCUCGCAUCGCUAUUAAACAUUUUUACAAUGAACAGCAUUAAAAGGAACAACCUUCUGAUGUUUAGCUGUCUAGGGAUGGCUCUAAGCCUUUUUGUUUCUGGAAUAUUUACUAAAUGGAUUCAAGAAGGAGUAUCUCAGGAGAAAUGGGUACCAGUAGUUUCUCUUUUCGUGUACAUGACGAUGGCCAUUUUGGGAUUGGAACCGAUACCAUGGGCAAUGAUGGGAGAAGUUACGCCAUCUGACAAUAAGGGUGUGAUUGUGGGAUUCGUCACAGUUACAGUGGAGGGCAUAAUGUUUGCAGCUAUUCACAGUUUCCGGACUCUGCAGCAACUACUGGGAAGUUCGGGGGUGCAAUUCCUUUAUGGUACAAUUGCCCUCUGUGGAGUAAUUUUUGUACGACUAUUCGUUCCAGAAACUUUUAAAAAAUCGCUGACUGAAAUCGAACAUAAUUUUCAUGAAAAAGUUUAGAAUAGGUCAAAUAAUGUAGAAGAAGCAUUAUAGUUUACAAUUUUUGUACCUAUUUCUCGUCAUUGUGAUUUAGUUUGUUAAA